Molecule: messenger RNA, 714 nt
Organism: Coffea eugenioides
Lineage: Eukaryota; Viridiplantae; Streptophyta; Magnoliopsida; Gentianales; Rubiaceae
Product: kunitz trypsin inhibitor 2-like
Exons: 1
Coding region: 1-618 (205 amino acids)
Molecular function (GO): endopeptidase inhibitor activity
Source: RefSeq, a predicted model, not a curated record
AUGAAGAACAAAUUUCUCUUAACUUCCUUCCUUUUCUUCAUAAUCCAUACAAAUUUGAUAUUCUGCUCAGCAGCUCCUGAACCCCUUCCUCCGGUGCUAGAUGUAGCAGGAAAGCUUCUCCGGGCUGGUGUAAAUUAUUACAUCUUGCCUGCUAUCAUCAUUGGCAAUGAUAUUGGAGGCGGGCUAACACUAGCAAAUGGAACUUGCCCUCCUGAGGUCAUCCAAGACAAUUAUGAAUUCACUGAUGGAAUCCCACUAGUCUUUUCUCCAUUGGACCCCAAAAAAGGCAUCGUUCGCGUUUCUUCUGAUACCAAUGUCAAGUUCUCUAGUACGUCAAAAUGUGCUCAAUCUAGCGUUUGGAAGCUCAGUGAGCUUGAUGCAUUGAUGGGAAAGCACUUUGUUGGCAUUGGAGGAGUUGAAGGUAACCCUGGUCCUAAAACUUUGGGCAGUUGGUUCAAGAUUGAAACUUUUGAUCGAAGCUGUAAGCUAAAGUUCUGUCCUUCGGUCUGCAAGUUCUGUAAAGUGAUAUGCAAAGAUAUUGGAAUUGUUUUCCAGAAGGGCAAGAGACGUUUGGCCCUGAGUGAUGAUCCCUUCAAGGUUAUAUUCAAGCGGGAGUGACGAUUUGAUCAUCAAAUGAACGAAAAGUAUGUAUACCCCACCCAAGACAAACUAACAAACCUUAUUGCAACUUGCGAGCGCAUGCUCAAUUAUUCC